Saccharomyces cerevisiae S288C is the source of this 1875-nucleotide messenger RNA. It is a transcript of the gene LCB4, whose product is annotated as sphinganine kinase LCB4. Gene Ontology annotation, cellular component: plasma membrane; late endosome membrane; endoplasmic reticulum membrane. Lineage: Eukaryota; Fungi; Ascomycota; Saccharomycetes; Saccharomycetales; Saccharomycetaceae. The coding region runs from base 1 to 1875 and encodes 624 amino acids. The transcript has a single exon. Gene Ontology annotation, biological process: calcium-mediated signaling. Gene Ontology annotation, molecular function: kinase activity; sphingosine kinase activity. The record is from RefSeq and is marked reviewed.
AUGGUGGUGCAGAAAAAACUUAGGGCUAUCUUGACCGAUGAAGGUGUAUUGAUCAAAUCGCAAUCACACCAUAUGUUCAAUAAGCAUGGUCAACUCAGAAGCGGAGAUUCUUUAUCCUUGUUGAGCUGCUUGUCCUGUCUGGAUGAUGGAACUUUGAGCUCUGAUGGAGGUUCUUUUGAUGAGGAUGAUUCCCUGGAACUGUUGCCUCUUAAUACUACCAUUCCGUUCAACAGAAUUUUGAACGCAAAAUAUGUGAAUGUCGGUCAGAAAGGCUUCAAUAAUGGCAAAAUUUCUUCGAAUCCUUUUCAAACGGAAAAUCUGAGUUCUUCGUCUGAAAAUGACGACGUUGAGAAUCAUAGUUUGAGCAAUGAUAAGGCUCCUGUAAGCGAAUCACAGUCAUUUCCCAAAAAAGACAAGUGGGAUACAAAAACGAACACUGUGAAGGUGUCUCCCGAUGAUUCACAGGAUAACUCACCAUCUUUAGGGAUAAAAGAUAAUCAACAGUUAAUUGAGUUAACUUUUGCUGUACCCAAGGGCCAUGAUGUUAUACCACAAAAAUUAACCUUGUUAAUAGAUCACGUUUCUAGGAAAUCGAGAGCAAAUACCGGAGAGGAGAACAUUUCUUCUGGUACUGUGGAAGAAAUCCUGGAAAAAAGUUAUGAAAAUUCCAAGAGAAACAGAUCGAUAUUAGUCAUUAUUAAUCCCCACGGUGGUAAAGGUACUGCUAAAAAUUUAUUCCUGACAAAAGCAAGGCCAAUACUAGUGGAAAGUGGCUGCAAAAUAGAAAUUGCAUACACAAAAUAUGCCCGUCACGCCAUCGAUAUUGCCAAAGAUUUAGAUAUCAGCAAAUACGAUACCAUUGCAUGUGCCUCGGGUGAUGGUAUUCCAUACGAAGUAAUUAAUGGGCUUUAUAGAAGACCCGACAGAGUGGAUGCGUUCAAUAAACUAGCCGUAACUCAGCUACCUUGCGGUUCAGGAAAUGCUAUGAGCAUUUCAUGUCAUUGGACAAAUAACCCAUCGUACGCCGCUCUGUGCCUUGUCAAAUCCAUUGAAACAAGAAUAGACUUAAUGUGUUGUUCCCAACCUUCUUAUAUGAACGAAUGGCCAAGAUUAUCCUUUUUGAGUCAGACGUACGGCGUUAUUGCAGAAUCUGAUAUUAACACUGAAUUCAUCAGAUGGAUGGGUCCCGUUAGGUUUAAUUUGGGUGUAGCAUUCAACAUUAUCCAAGGUAAGAAAUAUCCCUGCGAAGUUUUCGUCAAAUAUGCUGCCAAAUCUAAAAAGGAAUUAAAAGUUCAUUUCUUAGAAAAUAAAGAUAAAAACAAAGGAUGUUUAACCUUCGAACCAAAUCCUAGCCCAAACUCUUCGCCGGAUUUACUAUCUAAAAACAAUAUCAACAACAGUACAAAAGAUGAACUUUCACCGAAUUUUCUCAACGAGGACAACUUUAAAUUAAAGUAUCCGAUGACGGAACCAGUACCUAGAGACUGGGAGAAAAUGGAUUCAGAGCUAACUGAUAACUUAACAAUCUUUUACACAGGGAAAAUGCCGUAUAUUGCUAAGGACACCAAAUUUUUUCCCGCUGCUUUACCAGCGGAUGGUACCAUUGAUUUAGUCAUAACGGAUGCAAGAAUCCCAGUGACAAGAAUGACACCAAUUUUAUUAUCCUUGGAUAAAGGUUCUCAUGUAUUAGAGCCAGAAGUUAUUCACUCAAAAAUAUUGGCUUAUAAGAUUAUACCAAAAGUGGAGUCAGGUUUAUUUUCAGUGGAUGGUGAAAAGUUUCCUUUGGAACCCUUGCAAGUGGAAAUAAUGCCCAUGUUAUGCAAGACGUUGCUAAGGAAUGGUAGAUAUAUCGAUACAGAGUUUGAAUCCAUGUAG